This is a messenger RNA of Sardina pilchardus (European sardine), 3273 nucleotides long. RefSeq names its product sosondowah ankyrin repeat domain family Ca (gene sowahca). The transcript has a single exon. Lineage: Eukaryota; Metazoa; Chordata; Actinopteri; Clupeiformes; Clupeidae. The record is from RefSeq and is a predicted model, not a curated record. The coding region runs from base 328 to 2139 and encodes 603 amino acids. Gene Ontology annotation, molecular function: protein binding.
UUUGGUUACCAUUUUGGCUCUGUACCGAAUUAAAGGGUCCAUUUUUAGGUCUUACAGGGAUCCAAAAUGAACGGCCAUGCAAAUACGGUUUCACCAACAAGGCGCUAGUUGCUAGGAUGCGAUGGACUUUGUUACUGUUGCGACCCCUAUCUGACGCAUUUGCCUUGCAUGCAUGCUCCCUUGAAUGGAUAACCUACUUCUGAGCGUAGAAGGUGGAAUGCUGUCAUUUGCAUGAACGAAAAGUAGGCUGUUAGGCUAAUAUAUGGCAACCACUGGCAGAAUACAAUACGUGAAAAGACCUCUGCGUCUCGUUUGAUCUGCUUAACCAUGGCGUCUGAAUGCACCCAAGAGGCUGUUUUGCGUUACCUAAUUGAAAAAGGAGGGAGAGUAAAAAAUAGAGAACUGAUUGACCACUUCAAAGUAAUUGUUUCCGUUGAUCCGACGACAAAAACGACGUUCAAGGAGACAUUAAAACGUUUUGUGGAUAAUGUCGCUUUUGUCAAGCAAGAAAAUGGAGAGAAAUUCGUCUGCUUGAAGAAGAAAUACAGAGAUGGGGGGAUGCAAACAGUCGUGAGAGAUGAUGGAGAAUGCAAUGGAAAUGGUUUCCCUGCUGAUGCGAUUUGUCCAUCCAAGCGGAAUGAAAGCAGUCACAUCAAUGGGGCUAUACAUGACCUGGACAACGGUAAUGAACCCUCGCCAUUGGGGGAACUCUCUGAAAUUUGUGUACAGAAUAGAACGUCGAAUUUGAAUAUGGCUUUAGGUCUGUCCUCUACGGAAAACGAGGGUCGUUUGAGCUCGACUGUCAACGACGUUGCUGAGCAAAAACUAUCUGACAUUCAUUUUGAAACAAGUGAUAAAGUGUCGGGUGCAGAAGACGAAAAAACAGAGGACAUGUCACACAUCCCUUUAAAUGAAGGUAAACGUUUAAUUACGCACGACUCCACAACAUCAGAAAAUGUGAAAUUAGAUAUGACUGCAAAUGUAAGACCUGCCUCUGUAUUUGAACUAACUGUCACUGAAUUGGAAAAUGGAACAACUGAGGAGACAGCUGCCAUUCGUGAAGUUCAGUCAUCCCCUAACCCUGACACCGCUAACGAAAUUGAUGGUGAACCUGCUGUUAUCAAAGGACCGACAGUUUCCGUAGUUAAUCGCCGUCGGACCUCAAGAGGCUCUCAACGUAGUUUGCUUGCGCUUUCAGAAGAUGGGAUGAACGAGAGUGUGUUUGAUUUGAUGAAUACCGGUGAUAGUAACACCCCAAAAAGCAGCAGAAAGAACUUUAUUGAACUGAUGAUGAGCAGCUCACCCCAAGUCCGGCGCACCCUUGUUCACAGAAACUCACAAAGUAACCUUGUGGCGAGGAAUAGGGAGUCAAUAAGAAGUGAGGGGGACACAGCCUCCCUGCUUUCCUCAACAGAUGAGGAUUGCACGGCAGUGAUGCUUGACCCUCUGGAACAUGAGUGGAUGAUGUGUGCAUCUGAUGGACAGUGGGAGAGCCUUCAACAGCUCCUGGCCUGUGAUCCAAAUCUGGUUACAAAGAGAGACUUUGUGACAGGAUUCACUUGUCUGCACUGGGCAGCAAAGCAAGGCAAACAAGAGCUCCUUGCCAAGCUGGUCAGUUUCGCAAAAGAGCAUGACAUUCCAGUCAAUAUUAACGCACGCUCCAGUGCGGGGUACACUCCCCUGCACCUUGCAGCCAUGCACAGUCACGUCGAAGCGAUGAAGUUGCUUGUGGGUGCCUUUGAUGCCGAUGUUGAGGUGAGAGAUUACAGUGGCAAAAAAGCCUCCCAGUACCUCAGCAGCGGCGUGGCAGGACACGUCAAAGACAUUAUCGGGGUGUCCGGUGACUCGGACGUGGAGAACGCAGAGAGUGGCGCGGGCCGCUGGAGGCUGCCCAAAGUUCCGUCCAACUUGAACCCGCUCAGGCUGCUCAAUCACCCCGACGAUGCACAGGGCGAGAACGCGGCCGCAGCGAAGCCCAGAUCUCUCUACAGGAAAUCCUCCAUAGGCAGGAUCAAGCUGAACAGAAGCCGCUUCAAGACCCAGAUCGUGCACAGCACGUCAUUCAGAGAAACAGAUGAAGGAGAGGGGUCCCUGAAGAGCCCAGUGAAAACCAGACCUGUGUCAAACCUCUUUGGAUGAUCAGACACACCCCAGCCUGGCGGUUCCUCAAUGCCUUAACAUGAAUGGCAUGCGCUCAAUUGUUGGAUUAGAUUAGUGGAAAUCCUAUACUCAUUUUAACCUAGUAUGUCACACAAUGUUGUAUUGUUCCCAAAUGAACCCCAUUGGUCUCCUGAUGCACAAGAAUAGUUAUCCAGAUUCAUCCAAACUUAGUAAAUGUGUGAUCAAUGCCAUGUGAUGCAUUUCAAGGAACAGUUGAAGAGUAAAAGGCUGCACUUGCCACUUUUUUAUGAACUUGUGAUUGAGCCAAGUAAUUAAUGUUAUGUGAAGACAUUCAUCCCAUUUGAUAAUCAUUUACAUAGGUUCAGUCUUACCCACUAUGCAGUAUCCACUUUGAAUUUUGCACUACUUCUUUUGCUGUGGUUUUUGUACAACUGUAAAAACAGUUUUCUGGCAUGCAAUGUAUGCACGAGUCUAUACGCUAUCCAUUGAAUGGAGCGCAUUUAAAGCUGUUUGUUUGGAAUCCCUUGCAUUUAACUCGAAUGUCCCUGCAUAAUUGUGUCGAUGUUAAAACAAGAGAUGAUGAGGUCUCUGUACUCAGAUCAGUGUUCUGAUGAGUUGCAGCACUUGGUGUGGCUGAGUCCGAUCCUUGAUUGGCAGGCUCUGUUACUACUGCUGCUGGUGAAGACAGCCAGCAGUACCAGUAGGUGCCGCGUUGGUCCCCUGCUGUGUCCUCUCCUCUCUACCCUCCGCUUCUCUCCUCCCCGCCUCUCUCUGUGGGUUUACAGUAACCAGAUUGUUAAGUUCAUUUUGGACAUUUUCCAAACUGUUACAAAGUUGUACUGGACAGACACAAACCCGGUUUGGUAGAAAACCUCUUUCAUGCUGAUUUAUGCUGCUAUUUCUUGUCUGUAAAAGUCAAAUGUUUUUUUCCUACAGAUUCUAAUCAAGCAAUAGUCUUUAUGAUAAUCCUUUAUUUGUGGUGAUUUGUACAUAGCCAGUUUUAGAAGAUAUUGACCUUCAGUUGUUGUACCUGUUGGUGGAAACUGGUGAUAGACCUUGCCUGAUCUGUGUGACAAAUGAAGCCAUUUUGCCUGACCUCAAAUCCAUUCCCUUUAUUUUAUGGAAUAAAUAAAUAAAUAUAAUGUGAAACUC